ACGUAAUGCUUGGAGUCUGAGGUCCUGACAAGCGAUAACAUUUCUGAUAAAGAACUGAGAUCACUGCAAACUAACCUCCUUUUUUCCAUCCAGUUUCAGGCGUUUUUAAUAUCAAACACAGUCACCCCGAUUCCACUUGCACAGGAGAAAUUCGAAAUCUUAGAUCCCCUCUAACAACAAAAAAGAAAUAAUACCCCGAGAUCAACAAACAAACAACACAAAGACGGUUCAUGGCUUACGCCAAAGCUCCACCAUCUUUCAGACUGCAAAGACUAUUGCAAUUUAAUCAACAGUGAGGGGAGCUUUUUCUGACAUGUACGCUGCCUGAACCUGGGGGACCACGCACACCUAUCAAGGCCUGCAAAGAAACGAUAGGAGGAAAAGCGACUGUCCAAACAAAAAUAAACACGGGGACGGGAGAAGUGGAAGAGAAAAGAAACCUCAAAGGAGGGGGAAAAACAGAAGACGAGGAAGCAUACAGAAGAACAAACACGGCAACCCGACAAUGGAAUAAAUACGUAUCCAGUAUGGGAGUGAAAUAAAAGGAUAACUGCGACGCAGGGCAAGGGCUUUGGAUAUUGUGCCAACUCUGCUAUCUGCCUCCCAGUGAAAGCUCCGCUGAUAAUGCUCUAACCCAAUGCACAGCAGAGAUAUGGUGCGGAAAAAGAACCCCCCUUUGAGGAGCUUCGGCGGUGAGGAGGAGGAGGGUGAGGCCCUGGCGGCCGAGGCCAGCGGGCCCGAGAGCGAGGACGCCGACGGCGGCGGACGGCCGGCCGAGCCCAGCAGCGCCGACGGAGAGCAGGGCCAGCGCGCCGACGUGCCCGUGGCGGCCGACGAGCCCGAGGAGCCGCCCGUCAAGCGUGCCUGGAGAGGAGGCGGCGGCGACAGCGGAGAGGCAGGCGCGCCAAGAGAGAGGCCUGGUUUCCAUUACGCCGCGGGACACAAGAAGGGCGGAAGCGGCGGUGCCUUUCCCGGAGGGGAGGACGGCGAGACAGACACCAGGCUGCUGAUUCUCACGUCCCGCGCCGACAGCGAGGCGGACGCGCGCGACAGCUCCGCGUCUCCCUCCCAGUUCGAGGAGGGGGAGACCCAGGAGCCCGGCGGCUGCAGGCUGCAGGAUGGGUGGCAGCGGACUAGCGGCGGGGUCAUUGUGCAGGGCUGCACCAGCAACGGGCAGGAGAGCGACUCGGCCACGCACAGCCCGGAGAUGGGCCACGAUGGGGAGAUGCCCCCCCUCCGCUCAUCCCUCCACUUGCGGAGGAACAGCAACGGCACUCCUGGCCUGCCAAGGACAGAGGGCACUGCUAGCCCGCCUGGCUCUGACUCGGGCAUCCCCCCAUCCUCCUCCUCCCCCAAGCUGCAGGACUUCAAGUGCAACAUCUGCGGCUACGGUUACUACGGCAACGACCCCACCGACCUGAUCAAACACUUCCGCAAGUACCAUCUGGGAUUGCACAACCGGACGCGGCAGGACGCCGAGCUGGACACCAAGAUCCUGGCGCUCCACAACAUGGUGCAGUUCUCGGCCCAGAGCCAGGGCAAGGAGGGCAGCGGGCGGCUGCUGGGGCAGGCUGGGCUCAGUGGGAGCUUACCAGACCCUACCUCCCCAAGGCCCUCACUACUCAACGGUACCUACGACGUGCAGGUGACUCUUGGCAGCACCUUCAUCGGUAUCGGUAGGAAGACGCCCGAUUGCCAGGGCAACACCAAGUACUUCCGCUGCAAGUUCUGCAACUUCACAUACAUGGGCAACUCUGCGGUGGAGCUGGAGCAGCACUUCCUGGCGACCCACCCCAACAAGAUGAAGAGCCCCCCACCUCUGCCCGCGGUGGGGCACGGCGGCGCCGACGACAAGCCCCUGUCGGAGCGCAAGAGCAACUGUGUGGUGGUGCGUGGCGGCGGCCUGGUGGGGCUCGAGGAGCACGGCAAGUGGGCGGACCGUGUGGCGGUGCGUGCCGAGGACGACUCGGUGGCGGGCUACUCGGUGCCCAUACGGCCCGCCGACCCGUCCUCGCCGACAUGCAGGACGGGCGCAGGGCCGCAGGAGGCCGGGGGCAUGGCGUACUACUGGUGCAAGUACUGCAGUUUCAGCUGUGAGGCCUCUAGCCACGGCCGGCUGCUGGAGCACUACGAGAAGAGGCACGGCCAGCCAGCCAGAGAGGGCAGCCCGGCGGAACGCAAGUCCUCCAGGGAGGGAGUCGGGGGUGACCAGGCGUCCUCGCUCCUCCAUGCCCGGAGGAAAGACAAGUCCGGCGGGGGCGGGGGCGGCGGCGGUGCGGAACCCGACGCGGUGGUGACCAGCUACAACUGCCAGUUCUGCGACUUCCGCUACUCCAUGAACCACGGGCCAGACGUCAUCGUGGUGGCGCCGCUGCUGCGCCACUACCAGCAGGCACACAGCAUCCACAAGUGCACCAUCAAGCACUGCCCCUUCUGCCCGCGUGGCCUCUGCAGCCCCGAGAAGCACCUGGGCGAGAUCUCCUACCCCUUCGCCUGCCGCAAGAGCGCCUGCUCGCACUGUGCCCUCCUCCUGCUCCAGCUCUCCCCCAGCGGUGGCGGCGGUGGCGGAGGUGCCACUCCUCCCCCGCCCCGAGCCUCGGUCACGCACCUGUGCGACCAGUGCCCAUUCGCCACCACCGACAUCGACCUACUGCUCAUGCACUCUGAAGCGCACACCAUUUCCGCCAUGACGGACAUCAAGCCCGAGGAGGAGGGCAGUGGCGGCGAGCGGGGGUCGAAAGGGCAGUCGUUGUCCGAGCACUCCUGCACCAAGUGCCCCUUCUUCACCGAGGUGGAGGAGGAGAUCUUUCGCCACUACAGGAGGGUCCACGGCUGCUGCAAGUGCCGUCACUGCAGCUUCACGGCGGCGGACACGUCGGCCCUGCUGGAGCACUUCAACACGGCGCACUGCCCGGACCCGGCCCAGCCCGGCGGCGCCAGUGCCAGCGGCGCGCCCACCAACGGCUGCUCGGCGCCCUCCACCCUCAGCAUCAAGGAGGAGAGCAAGGGCGACCUCAAGCUCUACAGCCUGGCGCCGCCCGAGGGCCGGCCCGCCGAGUCGGGCCCCGGCACCGAGGCCGGCGUCAAGAGCGAAGCCCGCCGCUACCGCCCUGCCCUCCCGGUCAGCGCCGGGGACCAGGUGCAGAGCCUGGUGUGGGUGCCCAAGGAGCGGGCGCGGGAGAUCCUGCGUGGCAGCCCCUCGCAGCUCCCCCAGGGGGCGCUAGGCCUGCUCAACGCCGUCGCCGCCCAACAGCAGCAGCAGCAUCAGCACGAGCAGCAGCAGAAAGCGGCAGCAGCAGCGGCGGCGGCCGUGCUCAGGGACUCGCCAGGGCUGGUGUUCAGCCUGAGCGCUGACGCUAAGGGCUUCCUGCAGUCCCAGACCCCGUCUGGAGGAGGUGGAGGAGGGGACAAGAGCGGAGGUCACGGGACGCAGCAGUACUCCAGCGGUGGCACCACAGAGGUCAAGAGCUCCAAGGAGGAGUCCCAGUCACUUCUUCGGAGGCGGCGAGGCUCCGGCGUGUUCUGUGCCAACUGUCUGACCACCAAGACCUCGCUGUGGAGGAAGAACGCCAAUGGGGGCUACGUGUGCAACGCGUGUGGCCUCUAUCAGAAGCUGCACUCGACUCCCAGGCCCCUGAACAUCAUCAAGCAGAACAACGGCGAGCAGAUCAUCCGCCGGCGCACGCGGAAGCGCUUGAAUCCCGACACGCUCCCGUCUGAGUCGGUGGGUCCCAAGCAGCAGCGCGGCGGGAUCAACAGCGAGGAGCGUCUCAACGGCAGCCCCCUGGAGCGCCGGCCGGACGACUCGCAGACCCCUUCGGGCCCGGACACCCCCGUCGCCCCGCUGCGCUCCGACAUCCCGCACGGCCCGCUGAGCAAGUACGAGGGCUACGGGUCCCCUGCCGCGGCGGGCGUCAAGGGCCACCCCAGCCCGCGCUCCACCCACGCCUUCCUGGUCAACCAGACGCUGGAGAUCCAGAAGCGCAUGCCCCCGCUGCACCUCCACAAGAGCCCGCCGGACGCCGGGGGGCCGCUGGGAGCCGAGGGCAACAACGGCCUCGCUGCCCCCGGCUCGGACGGGCGGCGGCGCGGCAAGGGCGGCUCGGAGCGCGGCAGCCCCAUCGAGAAGUACAUGCGGCCGUCCAAGCAGGCCAGCUACUCUCCGCCGGGGAGCCCCAUCGAGAAGUACCAGUACCCCUUCUUCAGCCUGCCCUUCCUCCACAGCGACCUGCAGAGCGAGACCGACUGGCUGCGCUUCUGGACUAAGUACAAGAUGUCCGUGCCGGGCAACCCGCACUACCUGGGCCCCGUGCCCGGCCUGCCCAAUCCGUGCCAAAGCUUUGUGCCUUACGCCCCCUUCGGGCUCCAGCCUCACUUUCCACCCCCGCCACCUCCGUCCUCCGUCGGUCCAGAAAGCGACGCCCCACUCGACCUGGCCAUCAAACAUUCCAAGCCCAGCCCCUCGGUGACGCCAAACGGCGCCGGCUCAGGUGGCGCCAUCCCCCUCGGGCUUGCGACGCCGCCCGCCAUCGUCAUAGAGAGGAUCAACUCGGAGAAACGCUCCUCGCCUGCCGCAGCGGCGAUCGAGAAAGAGCGCGAGCAGCAGCAAAAACAGCAGCAGCUCAAACCAACAUCGAACAACGACGUGGACGAGGGCUCCACGAGGGCCCGGUCACCGCAGCCGCAGCCGCAGCGCGCCAGACCCGAGACAGCGGAGCAAGGCACGCAGGACGAGCUGUCCAGCAAGUGCGUCCGCUGCGGCAUCCUCUUCCUGGACGAGGUGAUGUACGCGCUGCACAUGAGCUGCCACGGCGACGGCGGGCCCUUCCAGUGCAGCAUCUGCCUGCACGCCUGCGCCGACAAGUACGACUUCACCACGCACAUCCAGAGGGGCCUCCACCGGCCGGCCAGCGAGCCGCCCUCCUCCGCCUCCACCCCGACCCUGACCCCGACUCCGACCCCGACGCCGGCACCGGCCCCAGGCGACAGCCCCCCACAAGAGUGAGCCAUCAGACGUCUAGGAUGUCCAGAACGACCCCGACGCCACAACGUGCAGCAUGAACUGCAGGGGGCGCAGUGGAGACAGUGCUUCAACACAGAACGCAUCCUCCCCUCACCCUAGACCCCCACCAAUUCCUCCAUCCUCAACUCCUCACACUUAACCCCCCAAUA
This is a messenger RNA of Alosa alosa (allis shad), 5172 nucleotides long. RefSeq names its product trichorhinophalangeal syndrome I (gene trps1). Gene Ontology annotation, biological process: regulation of transcription by RNA polymerase II. NCBI's taxonomy places the organism in Eukaryota, Metazoa, Chordata, Actinopteri, Clupeiformes, Clupeidae. Gene Ontology annotation, molecular function: zinc ion binding; DNA-binding transcription factor activity; RNA polymerase II transcription regulatory region sequence-specific DNA binding. The record is from RefSeq and is a predicted model, not a curated record. Gene Ontology annotation, cellular component: nucleus.